Molecule: messenger RNA, 3454 nt
Organism: Neogale vison (American mink)
Lineage: Eukaryota; Metazoa; Chordata; Mammalia; Carnivora; Mustelidae
Gene: SLC38A4
Product: solute carrier family 38 member 4
Exons: 16
Coding region: 214-1857 (547 amino acids)
Biological process (GO): amino acid transmembrane transport
Molecular function (GO): amino acid transmembrane transporter activity
Source: RefSeq, a predicted model, not a curated record
CACUCUUCGGAAAGGCGAAAAGAAAAGAAAGGAGGGUCUCUCAAUCCACCCUUUUCCGAUACUUUCCCUGGAUCUCAGUCGCAGAGGUAGAAGGCGACACAGAUAAGAGUGUUCUGAACACCAACCUAAAGUGGAGGAGCCUGAGGCUGAAGGUGCAGUGUCCUGUUUACACUGAAGGAGCUGGUGUGUGGACAAGAGACGCUGGCAGCUCAAAUGGACCCCAUGGAGCUGAGAAAUGUCAACACUGAGCCGGAGGACGAGAGCAUCAGUGGAGAAAGUGCUCAAGAUAGCUACACCGGGAUGGGAAAUUUAGACAAGGCAGCAAUGAGCAGUCAAUUUACUAAUGAAGAUGCUGAAAGUCAGAAAUUCCUGACGAAUGGAUUUUUAGGGGAAAAGAAGCUGGCCAAUUAUGAUGAUGAACAUCAUCCUGGAACCACCUCCUUUGGAAUGUCUUCAUUCAACCUGAGUAAUGCCAUCAUGGGCAGUGGAAUCUUGGGCCUGUCCUAUGCCAUGGCCAACACGGGGAUCAUACUUUUUAUAAUCAUGCUGCUUGCUGUAGCAAUAUUAUCACUCUACUCAGUUCACCUUUUAUUAAAGACUGCCAAGGAAGGAGGGUCUUUAAUUUACGAAAAACUAGGGGAAAAGGCAUUUGGAUGGCCUGGAAAAAUCGGAGCUUUUGUUUCCAUUACAAUGCAGAACAUUGGAGCGAUGUCAAGCUACCUCUUUAUCAUUAAAUAUGAACUACCUGAAGUAAUCAGAGCAUUCAUGGGACUUGAAGAAAAUACUGGAGAAUGGUACCUCAAUGGCAACUACCUCGUCAUAUUUGUGUCUCUUGGAAUCAUUCUUCCACUUUCUCUUCUUAAAAAUUUAGGUUACCUUGGUUAUACCAGUGGAUUUUCUCUUACCUGCAUGGUGUUUUUUGUCAGUGUGGUGAUUUACAAGAAAUUUCAAAUACCCUGCCCUCUGCCUGUUCUGGAUCACAAUGUUGGAAACCUGACAUUCAACAAUACACUUCCAGUGCACGUGGUAAUGCUGCCUAACAACUCCGAGAGUAGUGGGGUGAACUUCAUGAUGGAUUACACCCACCAGAAUCCUGCAGGGCUAGAUGAGAACCAGGCCAAGGGUUCUCUUCAUGGCAGCGGAGUAGAGUAUGAAGCACACAGUGAUGACAAGUGCCAACCCAAAUACUUUGUAUUCAACUCCCGGACAGCCUACGCGAUUCCUAUUCUAGCAUUUGCUUUUGUGUGCCACCCCGAGGUCCUGCCCAUCUACAGCGAACUUAAAGAUCGGUCCCGGAGGAAGAUGCAAACAGUGUCAAAUAUUUCCAUCACGGGGAUGCUUGUCAUGUACCUGCUUGCUGCCCUCUUUGGUUACCUAACCUUCUAUGGAGAAGUUGAAGACGAAUUACUACACGCUUAUAGCAAAGUAUACACAUUCGACACCCCUCUCCUCAUGGUACGCCUGGCAGUCCUUGUGGCGGUGACACUAACGGUGCCUAUUGUCCUGUUCCCAAUUCGUACAUCAGUGACCACACUCUUAUUUCCCAAAAGACCCUUCAGUUGGAUAAGACAUUUCUUGAUUGCAGCCAUGCUUCUUGCACUGAAUAAUGUUUUGGUCAUCCUUGUACCAACAAUAAAAUACAUCUUUGGAUUCAUAGGGGCUUCUUCUGCCACUAUGCUGAUCUUCAUCCUUCCAGCAGUGUUUUAUCUUAAACUUGUCAAGAAAGAACCCCUUAGGUCACCGCAAAAGGUUGGGGCUUUAAUUUUCCUUGUGCUUGGAAUCAUCUUCAUGAUUGGAAGCAUGGCACUCAUUAUAAUUGACUGGAUUUACAAUCCCCCAAAUUCCAAGCAUCACUAACCCAAGGAAAAAAAUACUUUUUCUAUUGGAAAUGGCUGCAAAUUAUGCUGCAAAAGACAUUGAGUUCUGUUGAUUGGAAUGUUAUUCACAGGAAAUAACAGGAAGAUUCCAAAGAUGUCUAGAGUAACAUCUCCAGGCACCUAAGAGAAAAAACGUCAUUUUUGUCAAGAAUGGCUGUUUAUGUGUUUAAAACCUGUGGUGCAUGUUGCUACCCAUGUUCUCCUAGAGCAGUGUGAGAGGAUGUAUUUUUGCUGUUAUGCAAGCAGAGUAAGGGUAGCUGCAGGUAAUUGUUCUCAGAUAAUGCCCUUCCCCCCCACACACAAUUACCAAAUACUUGUAUUUUUGGAACAUCAAACAGAAAUGCCCAGGAGGCAAAGCUAUCUAACUGUUUAAUGCCUUUCUGCAAUUCAACACCCAAUAUUCUGGGUUUACUGAAUAACAGAGGCAGAAGGCUGGUCUUAUAACUGUCCCUGUAAAGUACAUGAAUGAUCAGACAGCAGGCUACAACACGUUACUCUCAACAGUAAGAAAUAUCUUGCCCAUUUUGUUCGUGACAUUGAAUUCGUAACUUCUUCAUCCAAUAGAUUUUUGGUAAAUGUUAAAACAUCUUACUAAACACAGACAUACCUUGUUUUAUUCUGCUUGACUUUAUUGUGUUCAGAUACUGAGGGUUUUGGGGGGGGUUGUUUGUUUUUUGGGAGGAGAUUGUUGUUCUUUUUUUUUUUUUACAAAUUGGUUUGCAGCAACCUUGCAUGGAGCAUCAUUUUCCCAACGGCAUCUGCUCCCUGUGUGUCUCUGUGUCACAUUUUGGUAAUUCUCACAGUAUUUCAAACUUUUUCAUUAUUAUGUUUGUGAUGGUGAUCUGUGAUCAGUGAUUAAGACUUGCUGAAAGCUGAGAUAUGGUUAGCAUUUUUUAGCAAUAAAAUAUUUUAAUUAAGGUAUGUGCUUUUUUUUAGACAGAAUAGGUUUGCACACUUCAUGGACUAUAAUGUAAACAUAACUUUUUUAGGUACUGGGAAACCAAAAAAAAAAAAAAAUCCAUUUGACUUGUUUUCUUGUAAUAUUUGCAGUGGUCUGGAACCAAACCUGCAAUGUCCGAGAUAUGCCUGCAUGUCUUAGGACCUGUCCCAGUAAGGUACAUACGUAAAUGAUGAGACACCAGGCUAGAACACCUUAUUAUCAACAGUAAAAGAAUGUUUUGCCCAUUCUGUUUGUGACAUUGAAUGAGUGCCUUCUUCAUUUGAUUUUUUUUUUAUAAACGUUAAAACAUCUAAUUAAACAGAGAGAGGGGCUUUAUUUAAAUGAUAGAGGAACAACAAAAAUAAUUCUUGUUGCUAAACUGCCUGAUCUGGAAGCAUUUGCUUUUCAAUACUAUUUCUAGUCCUCUUGUCAUGCUUGUCAUUGAACAAUGCUCUCCCUCUCGUCUUCCACUGUCAUCCAGAAGUUUUAGAUAGACCACGAUUCAUGUGGACCUACAUUACCCAGUAUUGUUUGAUACAUUUUUAUUUGAUAAACAUUCAGUGCAGGAAACUGUGAUUGCUAUAUGUUUAUGUAUAUAAUCUUAUUCUGUAGUCAUCAGAAUUUUAAUGUAUGGUAC